CUCUCUUCCUUCGCUCCCGCUUGGACAAACUUCUUCCCUUAUUACAGGGCAAUGGUCUGAUAUUGCUCCCUCGCUGGGCAAUCUCAUUCCACUCUGCUUCCUCUACCUGAACACCCUCCUCUCUCCCCGUCCCCCCCUCACUCGUUAUGUCGUCCUCGACCCUCCCCAUCGCGGUCGACCCGGUCGCGUUGGUGAUCACAGAAUGUAUCACCGUCACCUCCGCCAUGCGGAAACAUACCCGUUGGGCUCACUCCUCCGUCUCGGCCAUCUUAGGAGGUGGCGCCGUCUCACGAGUCUACGACCGUGAUACCUCGACCCCUCCGAGCCCGCGAGAUGGCAAUACGCCCCCUCGUCCACCAUCCCGCUUGUCCUCCGCCGACGACGACCAUGCCCUGGCCAACCGAUGGGGGUUGAGAGGGAAGAAAGGCAAGAGCAUGCAAGAUAACCCUCUAAUCUCCGCGUUCACCAGGUUACGGAGCGAUCUCAAGGGCUGCAAAGAUAUCCGAACCUUCGACGCCCCCGCCUUGCUCCAUCCAUUCCUACAAGUCGUUCGUUCCUCCUCCACCUCGGCCGCCAUCACCUCCCUGGCCCUGGUCGCCCUCACCAAAUUCUUCGCCUAUGAGAUCAUCAAUCGGGACUCACCCAGGCUUCCCAUGGCCAUGCAACUCCUCUCCGCCGCCAUCACCCACUGCCGCUUCGAGGCGAGCGACUCCGCCGCCGAUGAAAUCGUCCUGCUACGGAUUCUGAAGUUGAUGGAGGGGAUGUUGUCGCGACCGGAAGGGGACCUCCUGGGGGAUGAGAGUGUCUGCGAGAUGAUGGAGACCGGGUUAAGUAUGUGCUGUCAGGUCCGUCUCUCCGAGGUCUUGCGCAGAUCGGCUGAGACGGCCAUGGUCAACAUGUGCCAGGUCAUCUUCUCCCGAUUGACCCACCUGGAUGCCUCGCAAGAGCUGGAAACAGACUUGGAGACCCGGGCGCCGAAGAUUGCGGACCAGACCAGCCUCAAAAUGGACCCCUCCGUAGACGGAGAUACAGUGACAUCUCAGCAUCCAUCCGCCAUGGGCUCGGAUACAGCCAUCGCAGACCGGGAGCGGGGCAGCCGAGACGGAACUCCCGAUCAAUCGCUGAACGGAACCGCUGUGACUGCUCCCCCAAACCCUCAAGACGACGCCGGCGAAGAUAUCAAACCAUACUCCCUGCCUUCAAUCCGCGAAUUGUUUCGAGUGCUGAUCGAUCUCUUGGACCCGCACAACCGCCAGCAUACUGAGCCGAUGAAGGUGAUGGCUCUCCGCAUCAUUGACGUGGCCCUGGAGGUUGCUGGUCCGUCCAUCGCGAAGCAUCCUAGCCUUGCCAAUUUGGCACAGGAUGACCUGUGUCGCUAUCUCUUCCAGCUGGUCCGGUCAGAGAACAUCGCCAUUCUCACAGGAUCGCUGCGGGUGGCAGGCACCCUGCUGCUGACUUGUCGCUCGGUCUUGAAGCUUCAGCAGGAGCUGUAUCUGUCAUACCUGGUGGCCUGCCUUCAUCCCAGGGUCGAAAUACCCAGGGAGCCCGGAAUCAAUCCCGCUCUGUACGAUGGAGUACCCCAAAGGCCCAAGCUGGUCAAGCCGUCCCCUUCGCAGUCAAACAGUGGUCGUUCGACUCCGGUUCCCGUGAAGGAUCGCCAGAAGCUGGGGCUUGAAGGAGGCUCUCGGAAGCCGGAGACUCGAGAAGCGAUGGUAGAGAGUAUCGGCGUGCUGGCACGGAUCCCAAGCUUCAUGGUGGAGUUGUUCAUUAACUACGACUGUGAUGUCGACCGUGCGGACCUCUGUGAGGACCUGAUUGGGUUGUUGUCGCGAAGUGCGUUCCCCGACUCGGCCACCUGGAGCACGACCAAUGUGCCGCCUCUGUGCUUGGAUGCUCUGCUGGGCUAUGUGCAGUUCAUUUACGACCGCUUGGACGAGGGGUUCACCUCCGAGGGCUUCCCAUCGCGGGAUGAGCUUCGCGACCAGCGUCGGACCAAGAAGAUCAUUAUCAAAGGAGCUCAAAAAUUCAACGAGGAUCCCAAGGCUGGAAUCGCGUACCUGGCCUCGCAGGGGAUCAUCGAAAAUCCCGACGACCCGGUUCUCGUCGCUCGUUUCCUAAAAGGCACCUCGCGGUUGUCGAAAAAGGUCCUGGGCGAGUUCAUCUCCAAACGCUCGAAUGAAAAGUUACUCGAUGCCUUUGUGGAUCUUUUCAAUUUCUCGGGCCAGAGCGUCGUCGAUGCCCUGCGCGAUCUUCUCGGCGCGUUCCGUCUACCCGGUGAAUCACAGCUGAUCGAGCGCAUCGUUACCACGUUUACGGACAAAUACAUGCAGAAGGCCCAGCCCACCGAGGUUGCGGACAAGGAUGCACUCUUUGUUCUGACCUACGGCAUUAUUAUGUUGAAUACCGAUUUAUACAAUUCGAACAUCAGGUCGCAGAACCGCAUGUCCUGCAUAGACUUCUCCCGCAACCUGCGGGGUGUCAACGCAGGCCAAGACUUUGCGCCGGAGUUCCUGCAAUCCGUUUACGAUUCGAUCAAACAGAAUGAGAUUAUUCUACCUGAUGAGCAUGACAACCAACAUGCAUUUGAAUAUGCAUGGCGUGAGUUGCUGCUGAAGUCUUCCUCGGCUGGUGAGCUUGUGGUGGGCGAGACAAAUAUCUACGAUGCGGAGAUGUUUGAAGCCACCUGGAGCCCCGUGGUCGCGACUCUGUCGUACGUCUUUAUGUCUGCCUCUGAUGAUGCGGUCUAUUCCCGCGUGGUGACGGGCUUCGAUCAGUGUGCACAGAUUGCAGCCCGCUAUGGCCUGACGGCCGCCUUUGAUCACAUUGUCUUCUGCUUGGCCUCGAUCAGCACUCUCGCUACCGAAAAGCCUCCCAGCACCGCUCUCAACACCGAGGUGCAGGCCGGUGAGAGGAGUGUGAUGGUCAGCGAACUAGCCGUCAAAUUCGGCCGCGACUUCCGAGCUCAAUUAGCCGCCGUGGUUCUCUUCCGAGUUCUCGCUGGCAAUGAGGCUACGGUUCAGCAGGGCUGGACCCAUGUGAUCCGCAUUCUCAGUAAUCUCUUCGUCAACGCCCUUAUCCCCUCCUUCGGUUCUAGUCUUAAUGCAGAGCUUGAGCUGUCCCCGAUACCGCUGCAGAAUCCAUCCCAGGUUGUAGAGCGCGACGCACGGGGCACUGAAACGGGUCUUCUGUCCGCAUUCACCUCGUACCUGUCCAGCUACGCAGCCGAUGAUCCUCCGGAGCCGUCGGACGAGGAGCUGGAUAACACGCUGUGCACUGUCGACUGCGUCUCGGCUUGCUCCAUCGAUGACAUCCUAGCCAACAUCAAGACUCUUCCAUUGGAAACGGUGUCGGUACUUGUGGAAGUCCUUCUGGCCCAACUCCCUGAGGAGAGCGCCCCGGCCGUCAUCGUUGUUAAGCCGGAACGCCCGGCAGCUAGGCCCAGGGCGGCCAAUGGCAGGGUUGACGCCAAUAAACCAAAUUACGACCCGGGCAUGCUCUACCUCUUGGAGCUGGCCACUGUCUUAACGCUGCGGGACUCCAAGACACUAGAAAGCCUUGGCGAGAGAUUGUUGACCGCCCUGCAGGCUUUUGUCCGCGAUGCCCGGAAUAUCCACUCCUUGGCAUUGACUCGGAUCAUUUACUAUCUCAUGAGUCUGCUGCGCUUGAGCUAUAACCAACCUUAUAUGCGCGUGCCGGUUAUUCUCCAUGCAAUCUCCGGAUUUGACCAGGACAUUCUUGAGAGCAUUGCCAUUCCUGUCGUGAAGAGCCUGGCAAGAUGCAUCUCGGAUGCGGAUGCUCUGCGAAACGAGAUUUCUGCUUCGCCGGACUUCUGGUCCAUCCUGCAGAGACUGCAUCAGCACAAGGAAGCGGCUCCGUUGGUGUUUGAUCUGCUACUGGCCAUCGUGGAGUCGAAUCCACCAAUCGUUACGGCUGAUAACUACGAGUCCGCUGUUAGCUUGGCGAACGACUUCAUCAGUGCCGGGAGUGUGGGCUACAUCGAAGAGCGACAGAGGGAUACGCACGGACGCCGCAAGGCUGUCAAACAUCCGAGGUCGAGUACCGAGAACGAGGUAGUCUCGCGUGGAGUCAAAGCCAUUAACUUUGUCUUCCACUUGACGCAUCGGAUCCCAACCCUCAUCAAGCAGUCGCAUCUUGAAGAGAACGAAGCUUGGUCCGCCUAUUGGUCUCCCAUUUUCCAGACUUUGACGGCGCAAUGUAUUAAUCCUUGCCGGGACAUUCGCCACCACGCCGUGUCGACGCUGCAACGAACGCUUCUUUCGCUUGAUAUCAGCGCCGCCGACGAGAAGGAAUGGACCGCAAUCUUCGACCAGGUGCUCUUCCCUCUGAUCCUCCGCCUUCUGAAACCCGAGGUCUACCACUCGGAUCCCCUGGGCAUGGGCGAAACGCGCGUUCAGGUCGCCACGCUGGUGUGCAAGAUCUUCCUGCGGUAUCUCGACCAGCUUCCCAACUGGGAUGGUAUGCUGGACCUUUGGCUCCGGAUUCUGGACAUUCUCGAUCGAAUGAUGAACAGUGGCCAGGGAGACAGCUUGCAGGAGGCAAUUCCAGAGAGUCUCAAGAACAUUUUACUGGUGAUGGCCGACGGCGGAUACCUCGUGCCCCCUUCGCAGGACCCGACCAGGGAGAAGAUCUGGACCGAAACCAAGAAGCGGCUUGACCGUUUCCUCCCGGAUCUGUUCCAGGAGAUCUUCCCUCCUAUGGAUGAGAAGGUCCCGUCUGCCCCGAUGUCGGCGGCUGCGUCGCCUAAUCCCGCUGCUUCCCAGCCUGAGACAGAAGAGCAGGAGAAGGGGCAAGAGGGUGAGACGCAAAUCGCAGACGCCACCACCACUGAGGACAUUGAGAGUGAGACACCUGAAGCACGCACCGAGGCUCCGUUGCCCGUGGAUAAAGGCAAGAAAGCCGAUUAGAUCACCCAUAUGGCUAUGAACAUACAUGGACUUCCCUGACGCUUUACUUGAUUGAACAAACCCAGCGGAAAGAGAAGUUGACUCGCUUGGCAUUAAACUACAAUUCACCUCGAAGCAUUUGCAUUUACAACAUGGGCUUAGUGGGUGGGGCUCUACUCGCUGGAAUUGAUUUUGGCCAUUGGGGCCGGUGUGUACU
Messenger RNA from Aspergillus homomorphus CBS 101889, 5121 nucleotides. RefSeq names its product Sec7 domain-containing protein. Gene Ontology annotation, biological process: regulation of ARF protein signal transduction. Bases 147 to 4925 code for a protein of 1592 amino acids. NCBI's taxonomy places the organism in Eukaryota, Fungi, Ascomycota, Eurotiomycetes, Eurotiales, Aspergillaceae. The transcript has 6 exons. The record is from RefSeq and is a predicted model, not a curated record. Gene Ontology annotation, molecular function: guanyl-nucleotide exchange factor activity.